Sitophilus oryzae (rice weevil) is the source of this 1229-nucleotide messenger RNA. RefSeq names its product prostaglandin reductase 1-like. Gene Ontology annotation, biological process: prostaglandin metabolic process. The record is from RefSeq and is a predicted model, not a curated record. Gene Ontology annotation, cellular component: cytoplasm. The transcript is spliced from 6 exons. Gene Ontology annotation, molecular function: 15-oxoprostaglandin 13-reductase [NAD(P)+] activity; 2-alkenal reductase [NAD(P)H] activity. NCBI's taxonomy places the organism in Eukaryota, Metazoa, Arthropoda, Insecta, Coleoptera, Curculionidae. The coding region runs from base 111 to 1175 and encodes 354 amino acids.
AAAUAGUUACUGUGAUUACUGUUAAUAUCGUGGAAUCUUAUAACGAUAUAUCAAUAUAUUAGUCGAUAUCCUGCUACAUUCUUAAGUAUUCUUAUCAUUAGUAUUUGUUUAUGCUGAAAUUUAGUCUUCGUCUUGACCUAGCACGCGGGUGUUCUAAAUUAAGUGAUAGUACAAUGGUUAAAGCAAAAGUUUAUAUUUUUCAACGACAGUUCAACGGUUUUCCCAAGGAGGGUGAUUUGAAAUUGGUAGAAGAAGAAUUACCCCCAAUUAAGGAUGGAGAAUUUUUGAGCCAAGCUGUAUAUUUAAGCGUGGAUCCUUACAUGAGGAAGUAUGCGGAAAAUUUGACUUUAGGGCAACCAUUUAUUGGGCGACAAAUAGCAAAAAUAAUUGAAAGCAAAAAUCCAAAUUUUCCGGUAGGACGGCAUGUUUUUGGAAAUUUUGGCUGGAGAACCCAUACAAUAUCCAGUGGAGUUUUCGAGGAUAAACCUUUAAAUUUUCCAGUCAAAUUAUUGCCAGAUUUCCAAGGCUUACCAUUGUCGUUGGGAUUAGGUGUUUUAGGUAUGCCAGGGAACACCGCUUACUUUGGUCUGAUUGACAUCUGUCAACCCAAAGCAGGCGAGACUGUCGUGGUGAGUGGAGCGGCUGGAGCAGUGGGCCAUCACGCAGGUCAAAUAGCCAAAAUUUUAGGAUGUAGGGUGAUUGGUAUAGCCGGAUCGGAUGAGAAAAUCAAAUGGCUCAAGGAUGAACUAGGUUUCGAUGCGGUGAUAAACUACAAAACACAAGACGUUGCCAAAGUUUUACCGGAGAUUGCACCUGAGAAAAUCGAUGUUUAUUUCGAUAAUGUUGGUGGAGAAAUAAGUGCUAUUGUCUUGAAAAAUAUGAAAGUUUUCGGAAGGGUAUCAGUAUGUGGAUCCAUUUCUGGAUACAAUGAUUCAAAUGCUAAAGCAAGUAUUAUUCAGGGAACUAUAACAACGCAACAACUUAGGCUGCAAGGGUUCCUAGUAUCCAGCUACAUAGAUAGAUGGCCUGAAGCUUUUGAACAAAACUUAAAAUGGAUCAAAGAAGGCAAGCUGAAGUACAGAGAAACUGUGACAAAAGGCUUCGAAAAUAUGUUUAGCGCUUUUACUGAUAUGUUGAAAGGUGGAAAUAUUGGCAAAGCAGUUGUGGAAGCUUAAAAAUAUCAUGUAAUUAAUAUAUUUAUAUUUUUAAUAAAAAUAUUACGGUAAAAA